GGCUGCGAUUGCAGCAGCUGCGCAGGGCGAUCGGCUUCUAAGACCCGGGAGCGCCGCGGCUUGACGGGGGCAGGCAGGAGCAGGCUGCAGCCCCGCCCCCAGUUCCCUCCUGCCUGGCGGCGAUUGGUCCUGCGCGGCUUCCAAUCCGGCCAGCCAUCCCCAGCCGGGCCCCUCCCUGCAGAACCCGCCCGAGUGCCCCCGCCAGACCCGGGAAAGCGGGAGAAGUGGACGGCGCGGCUCUUUCGGGUCUUGCUCGUCUCGUCUCCUCCGGGGGCAGGCGGGGCGUCCGCCGGCCAAGGGCCAUGGGGGCGCACCCCCUUGCCUGGCAGGAGCGCCCCGGGCCUCCCAAAGCCGGGGCCAGGUGAUAGCGCGCUCCUCCUUACGCCCAUGAGCAACCCGGAGGGCGCAGAGCUGAAGUUGGAGGCUGUGAUUGAGAAAUUGGAGAGCGGCAUCCUGAUCUCGGCUGAAGGGAAAAGCCUCUCUGUCAGGGGCUCCUGUGAAGACUCCCCCCCCACCCGCUUGCCAGCUCGCAUCCGAGAGAUUGUGGCCAAUAACCUUUCAGAGAGCGGUUGCCAAGUGGCCUACCACGACGAGAUGUCGUCCUUGCUUUCCCUCCAGGAGGAAAACUGCAUCUUGCAGCAGGAGCUCUCUCGGGUGGAGGAUUUGCUGGCCCAGAGCCGUGCAGAGCGUGAUGAGCUGGCCAUCAAGUACAAUGCAAUCAGUGAGCGGCUGGAUCAGGCUAUUCACUGGAGCGCCGCGGGGCUGGGUGUCUGGCAAAGGGAGGCGCAGCUGAGGAGGACCCAGAAGCUGGAGCAGGCUCUGCGCUUGGAGACAGGGGAGCGGGAACGGGAGUCGCUGGAGAACAAGAGCCUGGCCCAGCAGAACAUUGAGCUGCGCCGGCGGCUGGACGAGGAGCAGGCGGCCUACAAGCGCAAGCUCCAGGCCUACCAGGAGGGGCAGCAGCGGCAGGCCCAGCUGGUGCAGAAGCUGCAAGCCAAGGUUGUCCAGUACAAAAAGAAGUGUGGGGAACAGGAGCAGCAGCUGCUUGAGAAAUCGACAGAGUUGGAGCAGCAGCGGCUAGUGAGCCGCCUGGACAUCACAGAGUCGUGCUUGCGCCAUGAUGAGGAGCACAGCAAUGACCUAGAAAACGCCCUGAUCCGGCUCGAGGAAGAGCAGCAAAGGAGUGCCAGCCUUGCCCAGGUCAACGCCAUGCUGAGGGAGCAGCUGGACCAAGCCAACACCGCCAACCAGGCCCUCAGUGAGGACAUCCGGAAGAUGACAACAGACUGGGCCAAAGCCCGGGAUGAGCUGGAGCAGCGGGAGGUGGAGUGGAGGCGAGAGGAGGAGACAUUCAACACGUACUUCAGCAAUGAGCACAGCCGCCUGCUCACCCUCUGGCGGCAAGUGGUGGGUUUCCGGAGGCUCUUUGGUGAACUGAAGACCAUGACAGAGAGGGACCUCUCUGAGCUGAGCCAUGAGCUCUCUCGGUCAAGUCGCACAGUGCACGCCGCCUGUCUGAACCUGAGCAGCACCCUGCGCCUGUCUGAGAGCAGUGCUGGUACGGCCCUGGAGAAGCAGGUGCUGCUGACGGCUCAGCUGGAGGAGCAGCUGAAGGACAAGGUGCGGGACAUGAUCCAGUUGCAGGUGCGCUGUGACAUGGAGAAAGCCGAGCUGAGCAGCAGGAUCAGCGAGGUCACGUCCAGCUUGGAGCGCUUGAAAGCCCAGAGCGCAGAGAAGGCCAAGACAACUGAGGCACUGACCCAGAAGCUGGAGAGCUUGGAAGCCUCUCACGCCCAGGCACAGGCAGCAGCGGAGACCGAGGAGGUUGAAGCCUUGAGGACGGAGUCUGAAAUGCUCCAGCAGACGUUACGAGACCUCGCUCAGGCUGUGAUCUCCGAUGCAGACAGUGCCAUCCACCUCCCGUCCACCGACGCCUCGGACAGCGACGCCACUGGUUUCAGUCUGCGGGGCUUGUCCUCCAGCCUCCGUACGCCCUCCCCACUGCGUCGGUCCUCCCCCUGGCGCAGCUCAUCCCCCCGGCGCAGCAUCUCCCCCAUCUUCCCAGACUCCACGCUGGCUGCGGUGCAGUCAGCCCUGCAGAAGCGUCAGCUGCAGCUCCAGGACCUCCGGGGGAAAUACGAGGCCACCCAGGACCUUGUUUCAUCCCUGAAGAGGCAGCUGGCGGAGAGUGACAAUGAGCGCCAUUCGCUUGAGCAGAAGAUCCUCCAGCUGAAGGAUGACUUGGACAGGCUGGCGCAAGCCAAGGAGGAUGCUGUGCGUGAUGCAAGCCGAUUCCGGUUGUCUGGAGAGCUGCUGGGCAGUGAGAAGACUAACCUGGUAAAGAACCUGCAGUUGUCCCAGGACAAGUUGGAAGGCCUUUGUCAGGAGAAUGAGAAGCUGCAACUGUCCAACAGUAACCUCCAGCGCCAGCGGGACAGCCUGGAGGAGGAGAAGGAGGGCAUCUUGAAGGACCAGGAGCGCGCUCAGAAGGAAAUUGAGCGGAGCCACAAACAGCUGGAGCAGCUGGAAGCAAAGAAGUCCAGCCUGAAGAAAGAGCUUGUGUUGGUCAGGGAGGCUCUGAGCAAAGCCCUUCUGGAGAAGGAGGUGUCUGAGCAGGAGAAAGCCGAUGUGGCUGAAGCCCUCACCAAGGCUGAGGUGAGCCGGGCUGAGCUGGAAUUGGCCCUGAACCGGAUGAAGUCUGAGGAGUCGUUGCUGCAUGACUCGCUCUGUAAGAUGAGUGCCCUCAAUGAGGGGCUGGCACAGGAUAAGACAGAGCUCAAUCAGAUCAUCAUCCAGCUGGAAGAGGAGAAGACCACCCUCCUAGGGAAAAAGCAGGAAGUGGAGCAGGAGAAGGCCACGAUCCGGGAUGAGCUGGUGCGGCUGGAGCAGGAGAAGCUGGACCUGGACACGCAGUGCCACGGAUUGGGCCGCUCCCUGCAGGCCACGGAGCAGAGCCGGGCAGUGCUGGAGCGGGAGGUGCUGGUGCUGCGGCAAGAGAGGGGGCAGCUGCAAGAGCAGUUGGGCCAGCUCUCCCGCCAAAGGGGCGCAGCCGGCGAGGAGCUGGUGCAGGUGCGCCAAGAGCUGGAGCACCACAGCGAGGCCACGCUCCGGGCAGCCAAGGAGAAGGAGGCGCUGAUGAAGGAGAAGGCCAGCUUGGUGGUACAGCUGACAGCCUCGGAGCGGGAGAAUCGUGGCCUGGCCGAGGAGAUUGCUGGCCUCAGGUCUGAAAAAAACUCCUUGGAGACCACCCUCUUUGAGAUCCAACAGCAUCUGGUCCAGCUAGAGGCCCGGAAGCUGCAGCUGGAAGGCGAUGGGCAGAGCUUGCUCCGGGCCAAGGAAGCCUUGCAAGUGGAGCUUGUUGCUGUCCGCAAGGAGAUGGAGGCCGAGGUGAGCCGGCUUCAGAGAGAGAAGGACCUCAUAGCCCAGAAACUUGCUCAGGUGGAGCAGGAGGCCCAGGCCGCCCUGAGGAAUGCGCAGGCAGCUCAUGAGGAGGACGUGGACCGUCUCCAGAGGGAGAAAGAGACGUUGCGCACAGAGCAGGACGCAGAGCGUGAGGAGCUGCUGCGCCAGCUGACGCAAGAGCGGGAGGAGCUCCUGGCCCGCUACGAGGCGGAGAAGGAGGAGAUGGGCGAGGAGAUCACGGCCCUCCAGCAGGAGCGGGACGAGAGCCUCCUCCAGGCCGAGAACGAGAGGCAGCAGGCGCUGUCCCUCAAGGAGUCAGAGAAGGCCAUUCUCCUGGAGAAGCUCUCCAGUGCCCAGCAAAGCUUAGCAAGCAUCACCAUGGAGGCGGAGAGGCAGAAGCGCGAUGCCCAGAGCCGCCAGGAGCAAGAGCGGAGUACCAUCAAUGCCUUGAACUCCGAGCUGCGGAGCCUGCGGGCCCAGUUUGAGGAAGCCAUUGCAGGCCACGAGCGGGAGGUGAAGGCCCUCCAUGAACAGGCCAGGGAUCUGAUGAAGCAGCGAGAGUCAGCCCUCCAUGAGGUGGAGGAGCUGAAGACGCAGCUGCGCAUGGUGGAAGAUGCGCGUGAUCAAACCCGCCGGGAGCUGCUGGAGGCCCACCGCAAGGUGCGAGAAGCCCAGGAGGCCUGUGAGGUGCAGCGCAAGGAGGCCGUGGACCUGCGGAGGGGCCUGAGCGACGAGGCCAAGGAGAAGGAGGCCUUGCGGAGGUCCAAUGUGGAGCUGCGUGUUGCUGUGAAGCGGGCCGAGAGUGACCGCAUCAGUUUGAAGCGGGCCAAUGAGGCGAAGGAGCAGAAGGUCUCUCUCCUGGAGGAGGCCCAGGCAGCUGCAGGCAAGGAGGCUGCCCACCUCCACAGCAGCCUCCAGGAGGUGGAGCGCUCGCGGCUGGAGGCCCGACGGGAACUGCAGGAGCUGCGGAGGCAGAUCAAGAUGCUGGACAGCGAGAACACCAAGAAGAGCACGGAGGCAGCCGAGCUCCAGGCCCGUCUUGCGGUGGAUGAGCAGAGGGAGGAGGAGAGCAGGCGGGAGUCCUUUGGCCUCAAGCAGAAGAUAGUGGAGAGCGAAGCCAGCCGGGAGGCGGCCAGGAAGGAGCUCCACCACCUGCACAGGAAGAUUGUGGACCUGGAGAGUGAGUUCCGCCUGCGGGAGAGGGACCUUCUGGGGGGCCUGGAGGAGGCCCGUGUGAAUGAGAAGAAGCUGCUGGACAACGCCCGCAGCCUGGAGAUCAAGCUGGAGAAGGCGCAGGCUGAGGGGGCCGACCUGAGUCUGCGGCUGAGUGCGGCUGAGGGGCGCGUCCACGGCCUGGAGGUGGAGCUGGCCCGCGUGGAGGGCCUGAAGCGCAACGUGGAGUUCAAGCUGGGCAGCCUCCACUCGGCCCUCCGUCGCACGAUGGGCAUCAGCCACAGAGGCCCUGUCCCAAGCCCAGCCCUCAGGGCCCGCGGUGGCAGGUCCCCCAAGAGGUUCUUCUCUCCUCCUAAAGGUGAUCUUACCACAGAUGGGCUUGAUAGCCCCACACUGCAGGCAGGCAGCCCGACCUCCCGCCCCCUGUCCCCAGAGCGCACCAUCUCCCCCAGCCGGAGUGAGCAGCUGGUGGCUGACAUUGACCCAGAGGUUGUACGUGCUGCACUCCGGGACUUCCUGCAAGAACUGAGGGAGACUCAGGGAGAGCGGGAUGAAGCCCGUUCUCAGCUUGGUGCUUUGAACCGCCAGCUGGCGGAGAUGGAGGCCAAGCGGGAUGCAGCCAGUGCCCGUGUGCAGCAGCUGCAGAAGCAGGUGGCUGAAUGCGAGGAAGGGAGACGCAGCAUGGAGGGAAAGCUGAGUGGCGCCCAGACAGCCCUGGUGCUGCAAGAGGAGACCCUGCGCCGGAACGAGCGGGAACGCAAGGCCCUGGCGGAGAAGCUGGCCAUGCUGGAGCGGAACCUGCAGGCAUCAGACAGCGAGCGGAGAGCUGCGCAGGAGAAGAUCAGCAAGAUGAAGGCCAAUGAGGCCAAACUGGAGAUGGACAAGCGGCGUCUGAAGGACGUCUUGGACGCCUCCGAGAGCCGCAGCACUAAACUAGAGCUUCUGAGGCGGUCGCUGGAGGGGGAAUUGCAGAGGGCCAAGUUGGUGCUGAGCGACCGUGAGACAGAGAUCCGGGUGCUACAUGACCGCAUCGACCUUUUGCAGAGACAGGUGUCUGAGAGCGAGAUGAAAGCCAGCGCCCUGCAGCUGUCCUUGGAUCGCCUCAACCUCUCUCUGGCAAAGGCCAUGGAGGCGGAGAGCUCCCUGAAGGAGAAGGUGCAGGGGCUCAUGGCCUCCCUCUCGGAGAGCCACAGCGACACUGGCGUGGCCCAGGAGAAGGUGCUGCAGCUCCAGAAGGCCCUGACGGCCAGUGAGCACGACCGGCGGGUCUUGCAGGAGCGACUGGAUGCGACCCGCCAGGCUGUCUCUGAAGCCAAGAAUCAGAAUGGGACGCUCUCGGAGUGCCUCCAGGCCCUGAAGGGGGAGCAGGCGGAGCUGGAGCUGCAUAAGGCAGAGCUGGAGGGACUUGUCAAGCAGCAGGAGGAACUGCUGCGCCAACGCCAGGAGGGCGAGGCGGUCGCCCUGAGGAGCUUGCAGAAGGUGCAGGAUGACAGGCACCUCCUUCAGGAGCGGCUCAGCAGCCUUCAGCGGGCCCUGGCCCACCUGGAGAACGAGAAGCGGGAGGCGGAGCGCUCCUCCCUGCGCCUGGAGAAGGACAAGAAUGCCCUGAAGAAGACCCUUGACAAACAGGUGGAACGAGAGAAGCUCAAGACCCACGAGGACUCGGUGCGGCUCUCUGCUGAAAAGGGGCGCCUGGACCGGUCUCUCACUGGCGCGGAGCAGGACCUGACAGAGGCUCAGCAGCAGAUCCGGCUCCUUGAGGCACAGGUCGCAGAGCUGGAACAGGCCCAGGCUGUGGCCAAUUCCUCCAUCCAGCACCGGUAGGAGCUGCAGCUGGAGGUCGAGCGUCUGCACAGCUCUCAACUCCAGGGGGAGCGCACUCUGGAUGCCCGGGAACGUGCCCCACGGCAGCGGGUCAAAGGCCUGGAGGAGCAGGUGAGCCGCUCCCCCCUUGACCUCUAGCUGGCAGGAGGCUUGUGCGUAUGGUACUGACCCCACUGCUGCCUGCUUCUCCCCCACGGAUCUCUACCCUGAUGGAUCAGCUGCAGCAGGAGGGGAGGAAGGGCCAAGGCCACUUCCUCCCGCCCUCCAUCCUCUCAGGAAACUAGCCCGGACCCCUGCCUGUACCCACGAAAGCCUCUCUGCCGCCAAGUGUGUGUGGGGAUUUAGGAGAAUGACACUCCAGACAAACAGCCGCCAGUUACUUAGUCCUUCCAGUCACCAUUGCAAUAGGAAAAAUGCAAAGGAGAAUUGUCAGGUAAUGCUCUCCCCUCCCCACCCAUGGGCAACCAGGAAGCCUUGGCUGCGUGGCCAGGGCCCCUGUCCCCCCUGCAGCAAGAGGGGCCUGCUUCGUGUAGGCCCGCGUCCCGGGGAGUGACUGUUUGGAAUUAGAGGCAGCCCUUUUCCACAGGGCCCCCAGACACUCUAGGGAUUGGGAGGUGCUGCUGUUGCAUUGUAGUUCUGCAACCGUCCUGUCCGCUGGCUCCCAUCUUUUCUCAGCCUCUCCUUGUUAAAUGUGACCAAGAUUUUUUAACCAAAAUGCACAUACUAACUGUGUAUAUAUUUUUCUCUUUAUGUUACAAUUAAUCAAUGAAAGUAGAAAGUUAUAUUUUUUAUAUUGAUUAGUUUGUUGUCAUUAUGGAUAAAAUUGAACUUUACUCCAAACUGAGGCCAGCUCAGAAUAAAAGCUGCCUCUUCUCCCACCUCUUUUGUUAUUUAUUCAUUUAUUGAAAUGUUUGGUAGAAAAGGACUCAUACAAAAAGUAGACGUAC
Rhineura floridana is the source of this 7346-nucleotide messenger RNA. It is a transcript of the gene CROCC, whose product is annotated as ciliary rootlet coiled-coil, rootletin. Gene Ontology annotation, biological process: centrosome cycle. The record is from RefSeq and is a predicted model, not a curated record. Lineage: Eukaryota; Metazoa; Chordata; Lepidosauria; Squamata; Rhineuridae. The coding region runs from base 388 to 6399 and encodes 2003 amino acids. The transcript has 37 exons.